This is a messenger RNA of Stylophora pistillata, 1819 nucleotides long. RefSeq names its product GMP reductase 2. Gene Ontology annotation, molecular function: GMP reductase activity. Lineage: Eukaryota; Metazoa; Cnidaria; Anthozoa; Scleractinia; Pocilloporidae. Gene Ontology annotation, cellular component: GMP reductase complex. The record is from RefSeq and is a predicted model, not a curated record. Gene Ontology annotation, biological process: nucleotide metabolic process.
UAAUGCCCCCGAUGAUUUUCACUCUGCUAAAACAUGCUUCACUUUUGUAAGCUAGGAGUAUUUUGAAACAAAAUGUUCUCGCUUUGGUUGCAUUUCAGAUUGGUCCAGAUUGAACAACUUAACCAGUAAUCGAGAUUGAUGUAGUUAUAAACCACGUGACAUAUUUGACUGCUCCCGCCAUUUUCCUAGCAAUUAUCUUCGAAACGUUCUUUCUGUUCGGGAAAAUGCCUCAUCUAGAUCACAGCAUCAGGUUGGAUUUUAAAGAUGUUUUGAUCCGACCUAAACGAAGCACUAUCCGAAGUAGAGCAGAUGUUGUGUUGGCAAGACACUUUCACUUCAAGUAUGCAAAGAAGGGACUUCCUGAGGAUGUUGUACCUAUCAUUAGUGCAAACAUGGACACCAUUGGUACAUUUGAUAUGGCUGUAGCAUUAGCAGAGCACAAACUUUUGACAGCAAUUCACAAGCAUUACUCCGUAGAAGAAUGGAAGCAAUUUGCUACAGACCAUCCAAAAGUGUUACCUUAUACAAUUGCAAGUUGUGGAAUGUCUGAUGAAGAUUUAUCAAAGGUAAAGCAGGUUCUGGAAGCUGUUCCAGAUGUACCAGCAAUCUGUCUUGAUGUUGCCAAUGGCUAUUCUGAACAUUUUGUGGAAUUUGUUAAAACUGUGAGAAGCCACUUUCCGGACCACAUCAUUAUGGCAGGGAAUGUGGUGACUGGAGAAAUGGUGGAACAGUUAAUUCUCAAUGGUGCUGACAUUGUCAAGGUUGGCAUUGGACCUGGCUCUGUUUGCACUACACGGCGACAGACUGGUGUAGGUUACCCUCAGCUGAGUGCAGUGUUAGAAUGUGCUGAUGCUGCACAUGGCCUUAAAGGACACAUCAUAUCUGAUGGGGGCUGUACAUGUCCUGGAGAUGUCUCUAAGGCGUUUGGUGCUGGUGCUGAUUUUGUCAUGAUGGGAGGCAUGUUUGCUGGCCAUGAUCAGUCUGGUGGAGAAUUGAUUGAAAGGGAUGGAAAGCAGUACAAAAUAUUUUAUGGAAUGAGCUCAACAACCGCAAUGAAAAAACACGCGGGAGGGGUGGCUAACUACCGAUCCUCAGAAGGAAAGACAGUAGAGGUUCCUUACCGUGGCAAUGUUCAUGACACGGUCAAAGACAUUCUCGGUGGUGUGAGGUCAACGUGCACAUAUGUUGGAGCCGAGAAGCUGAAAGAGCUUCCAAGAAGGACCACAUUUAUACGUGUUACUAUGCAACUGAAUAAUGUCUUCUCUUAGUGAUUAAGAGAAACCUCAAGAAGGGAAUUAUAUUUAUCCACAGAAAUUAAUCUGCUGAGCAUUUUACCUUCAAUUGAGUUUUUUCUUCCAUUUUCCUAGACUGUAAAUGAUUUUCUGUGUGAGAAAAUUUAUGAUAAUUUUUCGUUAAAAUGGUAAUUUUGAGCUAGAUGCUAGGUGUAAGUUGCUGAUAUUGAUAAUAUGUUUUUUAACUUUUCUUCUCUUUGCACCAUUUGCAUAUAAUUAUGUGGGAAAGUUAGAGAUUAGACAGUGAUUUGUGGUGAAAAUAAUUUUACUUGAUACCGUGCUUGAUAUGGAGAUGCUGUUCUAUGUAUUAAUAAUUUAUUUAUGAGUGAAAUCAGGCUUCAAAGACAAGUCAAAUGUAAUAAUAGAUUGGAAGGAAUAUACUUUAGGACGUUUAGACAACAGUGUCAAAAAAUGUAAACCUUUUAACCUCUGAGAGUGAUUAAUAUCCAAUUUCUCUGUAUAGUAUUACUGCUAAAUCAAACACUAGGGUUUUGAGAAUAAAGGAAAUGAACAGGAGAGACAACAUG